Molecule: messenger RNA, 3127 nt
Organism: Lepisosteus oculatus (spotted gar)
Lineage: Eukaryota; Metazoa; Chordata; Actinopteri; Semionotiformes; Lepisosteidae
Gene: ankrd34c
Product: ankyrin repeat domain 34C
Molecular function (GO): protein binding
Source: RefSeq, a predicted model, not a curated record
GGAAUGCAGCUAUUGGCUUGAUCAAUUGCGUUGCCAUAACGAAAGCGAAGCUGCUGGUCUUAAGCGCUCAAAGUGCCAGCACGUUAGAGUUUUACCAAAAAUAGGAUUUCUCGGGCUUUUUAUUGGCGCCAGGCUGUUGAAGAAGAAACUCAGAAAGGAAUUCAAUGGCACCGACUUGCAUUGGAGGCUUUUUUUCUUUUCAAACAAUCGUCUUGCACCUUGAGCAGAUCACACUGUCUUCGUCCAGCAUGGAACGAUGUUGGUCUUCAUGGGCACCUGGACUUUCAGAACACUGAUUUCUGAAAGGUCUGCGAUUUCCUCCUCGGGCUGAAGAGGAGCGCCCAGCGCUCGCCUGCACCAUGGAGGACGUGAUGGAGGUGCGGACGGACGGGAACUCGCUGCUGAAGGCCGUGUGGCUCCGCAGGCUGAGGCUGACCCGCCUGCUGCUGGAGGGGGGCGCCUACAUCAACGAGAGCAACGAGCGGGGGGAGACCCCGCUGAUGAUCGCCUGCAUGUCCAGACACGCGGACCAGCAGAGCGUCAGCAAGGCCAAGAUGGUCAAGUACCUGCUGGAGAACAAGGCCGACCCCAACAUCCAGGACAAGACAGGGAAGACGGCCCUGAUGCACGCCUGCAGCGAGAGGGCGGGCCACGAGGUCGUGGCCCUACUGCUGGCGAACGGCGCCGACCCCAGCCUGGAGGACCGCUCUGGAGCCUCGGCGCUGGUCUACGGCAUCAACGCUGAUGACAAAGAGACGCUCAGGCUCCUUCUGGACGCCUGCAAGGCCAAGGGCAAGGAGGUCAUCAUUAUAACCACCGACAAGUCACCGUCCGGGACCAAAACCACCAAGCAGUAUCUGAACGUGCCCCCGUCCCCAGAACUGGAGGAGCGCUACUCCCCGGCCCUGUGCGCCUCCCCCUCCGAUAUCGACCUCAAAACGUCACCGGCCCCCGGCAGCGAGAAGCCGCACGAAACUGUCUUCAGCUUCCAGGCGAAAAGGUCGCCGGGGGGCGGGACUGCGGGCUCCGCGGCCGCCGCCAAGCUGCCCGCCGAGCCCCUCUCCCCUACGAAGAAGCCCUGUAACCCCAAGCGCGCGCGGCUGCCCCAGCUGAAGCGGCUGCAGUCCGAGCCCUGGGGGCUGAUCGCCCCCUCCGUCCUGGCCGCCGCGGCGUACGAGGAAGCCAGGCGGGCCGCCUCCGAUGAGGACGUCGUUGCGGCCAUGAACGGGCUGUCUCUUCCGAAGAGGGCGCCCCUGUCACGGCACAGCAGCGUGGAGAGCAAAGAGGGGGCCCCCGCUUUUCCCUCGGUGGCGGAGCAGCCCGCGAAGAUGACGUCCACCUCAUCGGCGCCGGCCUCUCGGAAGACCUCUUACGAGAAGCAUCAGCCCUUGGCACGGCGUAGCACUGUGCCCACGGAUCAAGACAACGGCGGUCCCGCCAGCGGCCCACCAAGCUUGAGGGAUACCGUGUACAGGAGACGCCUGGGCAAUGACCAUUAUGACUCAGACUCCCAGCUGUACUCAGAUUCAGCCUCCGGCCCACUCGAUUCAGCCAAGGUUCCCCCAGAGAGGCGUAAACACAAUACAUCUCCGCUAACGCUGCUGACAAGCUCCCGGGAGUCCCUGGACAGCAUUCCCAGCACGUCUCCGAGCACGGCCCGCCGCAGGGCCCCGGCACUCCUGGAGAGACGAGGAUCCGGGACUUUGCUGAUGGACCACAUAUCCCACACCCGCCCGGGGUACCUACCACCUCUGAACGUCAACCCCAACCCCCCCAUCCCUGACAUUGGGGCGAGCAGCAAGCCCUCCUCGCCUCUCGCCACCUGCGUCAGGUCAAUGGUUCCUGUAGCACCUAGCUCACCAAAGAGAAACGAUCUGAAGGCCAAAAAGAAGCUCAUAAGAAGGCAUUCUAUGCAAGUUGAGCAAAUGAAACAGCUUUCCGAUUUCGAAGAAGUAGCCAAUCAAUGAAGGGACGCCACGGUUCUUCGUUCUCAUUGUUUUGGACACAUGAAAAGCAUAUCUGCCUGGUGUGAAACCUCCCACCUGCUUCUUUGUCCUUUCAGAUCAUGUUCUUUCCGUCGAGCCCUGUGCUUCAAGAGCAGCCUGGCCCAAACAACUGGAAGGAAUAAAGACAGUGUGUCAAGGGUGCAGGAUUCACUCCUUAGUGAUGUGUUCUUGUGCCCAGUAUUAAACCCCAAGCCUUAUCAAAUAUUAGGAAAUGUUUCUGAAUGUAAUGGUGGAUUUGUGAGGUGACAGAAGGACCCUUGAGGACAGUGCUCACCUGGGAACUCUCAGAAGUGUGUAGAACACACUCUUUGAAGUACUGAGCUUUAUCAUUCUGUUUUAAAACAUAUAUGGAAGGCCAGAUGGAUGGUGGAAAUCUGAAUGAUCAUUUGAGGCCUUGUUUGACGAAAACCCAAUGGUCCAUCAGUCUGAAUCAAUGCAAACUCUAUCGACAACUGCCAGAGCAGGACUGUGUAUUACCAACUGGGUCCUGUACAUCGUACAGCCAGUGGUUGAAGCUAACAGACUCAGGUCCCAGAUAAGGAAAAACAUAAGCAUGAAGCAAGCCUUCAUGUGCUGUGAAGCUUAAUGUGGGGAGAAAUUGGCUUCAUCCAAAGGAAACUAAGAAAUGUAAAAUAAAUAAGACAGAUGAACCAGUUCUGGUCAUAUUUGGUAAUUAAGAAAUCGAAUGCGAACCCUAAGGAGGCAAGCUGUUUCACAGAGGUUAUGAGCUUCAAAGGGUAAUUUAAAAAAUCUCCAAAUAUUGAUCGUGAACUGGAAUAUGACAGUUUUUAAAUGUAUAAGAGUGCAUUGAGUUUGAGAUGUUUUCACUUGUUUCAUCGUGUCAUUAGGAUUGAUAAAGUGGUCAUUCCUAGUUGCUGUUGAAGUGUUGUAGUACUUAAAAAUUACACCCUAGCUUGCUUUGACUAGUUCCACGCCCAACAGUGUGGAUAAUACAGAUUGUUUCUUUGUACUGACAACAAAAUUAGAGUAAACAAGACAAAUUAGAGUAAAAGGAGUGAAUUCAUUGCAAAAGAAAAUGACACAAAGGUACCAGAUCACUGAGGUAUUUGUUUCAUAUUCACCCAGACAUCAUAAAUGAAUGGAUUUCUCUUUCUGUCUGA